Molecule: messenger RNA, 1875 nt
Organism: Grus americana (Whooping crane)
Lineage: Eukaryota; Metazoa; Chordata; Aves; Gruiformes; Gruidae
Product: C-factor-like
Exons: 6
Coding region: 469-1230 (253 amino acids)
Source: RefSeq, a predicted model, not a curated record
GCCCCGGGCUCUGGGGACGCUCCCGGGAACCCAAAGCCCAGACCCGCCGCCUCCCUCCGGGGCCGCUGCAGCCGCCGCUCCCCCCCGCCCCGCUCCGCCCCGCAGGAGCCGGCGCCGCUGCACCGGGGCCCGCCGGGGGGGGGGGGGGGGGCAGGAGCCGAGCCCCGGGGCUGCGGCGGCGGCCCGGGGAGGCGAGGGGCCGUGGGCGGCCGGGAGGCGCUUUGUCUGCGGCCAGGGGCAGCGGGGGAGGCGCCCAGCCGAGCCGAGCCGGGCCGGGCCAAGCCGAGCCGGGCCGGGCGGGGCGGCGGGGGCGGGAUCGGGGCGGCGGUGCCGGCUCCGCGCCGCGCAGGUUAAGAGCCGCGUGGGGCAGCGCCGGGAGCGGAGUGAGCCGUGCCGUGCCGUGCCGUGCCGUGCCGUGCCGUGCCGUGCCGUGCCGUGCCGUGCCGUGCCGUGCCGUGCCGUGCCAGCAUGGCCCAGCCGCGCUGCCGCUCCGUGCUCAUCACCGGCUGCAGCCGCGGCAUCGGGCUGGGGCUGGUGCGGGGGCUCGCAGCCGCCAGCCCCUCUCCGGACUUCGUCUUUGCGACCUGCCGAUACCCCGAGAAGGCGCAGGAGCUCCAGCAGCUUAGCAAGCAAUACAGCAACAUCAAACUCCUCCAGCUGGAUGUGGUCUGUGAAAACAGCAUCAAGAAAGUAGUCAAGGAAGUGGAAGAAAUCGUGGGAGACAAAGGUCUGAACUGCCUCAUUAACAAUGCUGGCAUCAAUGUGCUUGCUUCCUUGGAAGAAGUCACAGCAGAGACAAUGCUCACCAUUUAUGAAACCAAUACGGUUGCUCAGCUGAUGGUCACCAAGGCAUUUCUACCCCUUCUGAGGAAGGCAGCCCAGCUGAGCACAGGAAUGGGCUGCCAUAGAGCUGCUAUUAUCAAUAUGUCCUCUCUUGCUGCCUCCAUGCAACUCGUCCAGGCAAAUGAGAUGUUCCUCAAGGUCUAUCCCUACAGGAUAGCAAAGACUGCGCUGAACAUGAUCACCAGGUGUCUUGCUGCAGAUUUGAAAUCGGAUGGAAUUCUCUGUAUUUCUUUACAUCCAGGCUGGCUUCAGACAGACAUGGGUGGAAACAUGGCUCCCAUGCAGGUGCAAGAGGCUAUCCCAGGUAUUCUCUCCGUUCUGGACCAUCUUGGUGAAAAAGAAAAUGGUUCCUUCCUGGACUGGCAAGGGGAAACUCUACCGUGGUAGAAGUGCACAGUAUACUACAGAAACAGCAUGUCACUCACUAUUUAACUUGUGCCACUAAUGUCCGUGUCUCUAGGGUUCUCUUAUAUGCUAGUUGAAAUAGCCAGUCUGAUAUCCAGCCUCUCUCUAGGUGUAUUUGGAAAGUGAGGUGGCUGACUCUUUUACUUGGUAUUGCUACUGCUCUGUUCUAAUGCUUCCUGCAAAUUCUACUGUGCAUGGGUAUCUCCUGGAACCAUCUCAAAUAGAUUAAAAACUGCCAGUUAAAUCCAGGGGCUGGUUCCUCUUCACUUCCAAAACCAAAGUGGGCCUCUCACUCUCUGCAGAAGCAAAUGACCUGACCUCAGAGUAAGGCCAGUGUAAGCUGUCAGAUUCCAGUAUGUUCAACCUGCUGCAGACAUGUCUCUGGAGAAGGUCCUUCAGUUUUCUUCAGUUCUAACUGAGCCAAGGCUGAAAUUUCUCAGCGCUAAUCUACAUGAAUUUGGUACUUCUGUAAAGUCCUCGGCAAGCUCUGAGUGUCCCCAGGUUGACAGCACACACCAGGCACUUGCUUUGUUCCCAGUAGGUGACUAACAUCCUGAUAUGGGGGCGGGAAUGUUGUUUUGUACAUAAACUUCUAACAUGUCUUCAAUAAAGUCUUGUUUAAACAAA